UCGUCGAAGGAGGGAUAUUUGUCUAGUUCUUGCUGAUUCUUCCCUCGUUAAGUCGUAACACCGAGUCGUAUACCUGUAUACUUGUAUACCUCUAUUUCAAGUUCUCAUAAAUGAAUUAGCACAUCUACUUGUGUGAGUGCAAUGUGCAUGUGUUCGACGAGUUACGAUAAUAUUACUUAGCGUUUUUAUUCGUACCGUUUACUUAUUCGCAAUUUUGCGCAAAUUCACUAUUUGAUUUUCGAUCAUUUUCCAUUGUUUUUCCGGUGUUUAUCUAUUUUUUUAUUUUGCAUAUCGCGUCGAUUUUGUGUCGUGAAUUUUUUCUAAAUUCAGUGCGGUUGUAUCAAUACAGUGCAGUUUUGUGUACAUUUCAUCGACGACAAUUUUUUCACAAGAUUGAAGUAUGCGAGAAGCUGACAACUCGAUUCAGCUGACCGAAAAAAGGGCCAGGUUUCACGCCCAACAAUCGACAGUAUGGACCAGGAGGCAGCAAGCCGUCUGCGUACGCAGGGCGUACAAAAAAUACGGAGAAAAAAGAAGUCCCAAUGUUAUCCUUGACGGGCUUAACAUGACCGUAUCGAAAGGCUGCAUAUACGGUUUACUCGGAGCUAGUGGCUGUGGCAAGACGACCUUACUAAGCUGCAUCGUAGGCAGGAGAAGAUUAAACGCUGGAGAAAUAUGGGUCCUAGGAGGAAAACCAGGAUCUGCUGGAAGUGGUGUUCCAGGACCUCGUAUAGGGUACAUGCCUCAAGAAGUGGCAUUGAAUAAAGAAUUCACUAUUCGUGAAUCGUUGUACUAUUUCGGCUGGAUUAAUGGCAUGUCAACUAAAGAAAUCAAUCCAAAGGUCGACUUCUUAAUUAACUUUUUAAUGUUACCGUCUGCCGAUAGAUACGUAAAAGUUCUCAGCGGUGGCCAGCAACGAAGAGUAUCUCUGGCUUGUGCUUUGUUACAUGAACCUGAACUAUUAAUUUUGGACGAGCCUACAGUAGGAGUAGAUCCAGUUUUGAGACAGAGCAUUUGGGACCAUUUAGUGAAAAUAACGAAAGACGGAGGCACUACUGUCAUCAUUACCACUCAUUACAUCGACGAAACGCGCCAAGCUCAUAUGAUCGGUCUCAUGAGAGGAGGUCGCCUAUUAGCCGAAGAAUCACCGAACGAUUUGCUCCAAAAAUACAACAGCGAUAGCUUAGAAGAUGUCUUUCUUAAACUCAGCAUAAUACAAAAUCGAGGAAAACGCAGGCGUAGCAGUAUUCUACACGAUGUCACCGCAGCAAUCAGUGUUCCUGAAAUCCCAUUACAAGGCGCUGUGAACAUGGCUUUCGACACGAAUUCCGAAAUCAGUGGCGAAUUCGGUGAAACAAUCGGACCUCCUUCGAUCAGCAAAAGAAAAUCUAUAUCCAUCUCUAACGAAAGACAAGUCCAAACUCUAGAUCUACCACCAGAUGACGACAUAGAACGAACUCUAUCAGAACGCUUGACUAUAUUCGACGGCAAUCACAUGAAAGCAUUAAUAUGGAAAAAUUUCCUAUGGAUGUGGCGAAACGUAGCAAUCAUGUUAUUCAUAAUGGGAUUACCAGUUUUUCAAAUCAUAUUGUUUUGCUUAUCCAUCGGUAAAGAUCCGGUUGGUUUGCCUAUGGCUAUUGUUAAUCACGAAAUCGGCACUAAUAAUCCAAAUUGCACCUGGAACUCUACUUACCUCAUACCGCAAAUAUGUGAUGAUCAGAUAAACUCGACUAAUCCUUCGGAUUGCCCUAGACCGCAGUGUAUGGUCAAUAAUCUCAGUUGUCAGUAUUUGAGCAUACUUCGGAAGAAAAAACAAUCUCUGACUAACUACGAUACAGUCGAAGAAGCCAAACAAGCGGUUCGUAAAGGAAAAGCUUGGGUAGUGUUGGAAUUUCCACGUAAUUUCACCGCAGCUUUGUACAAAAGAUACGACAAUGGCAGAGAAAUGGAUCUUAACACUUUAACUUCCAGCGAAGUCCACGUCUGGUUGGAUCAAUCCAAUCAACAAAUUUCGUUACUGUUGCAAAGAGACUUGAACGACGCUUUGAAUGAAUUCUCUCGUAGAUUAGCCAUAUCAUGCGGAUUUGAUCCUAGACUCUUGAGUCCAGUCCAAUUUAAUCGACCCAUAUACGGACCAGUGGUUCCUAACUUCACCGAUUUCGCUGCUCCAGGAGUCAUGUUGACGAUUAUUUUCUUCUUAGCCGUAGCAUUAACCUCGGGUGCCAUGUUGAUCGAACGAAACGAAGGAAUAUUAGAAAGAAGUUUAGUCUCUGGUGUAACCGGUAUCGAAGUCCUUCUAGGUCACGUGACAUGCCAAUUCCUCAUCAUGAUCAUCCAAACAAUCGCUGUAAUCGGUGUGACGUUAGCAUUCAAAUUAACAAUCCAGGGUAGUUUACUCACAGCAUCCAUAUUACUCGGAUUAACCGGUCUUUGCGGAAUGUGUUUCGGUUUUGUCGUAUCUUGUGUCACAGACAGCGAACGAAACGCCACCUAUCUGGCAUUGGGAAGCUUCUUACCAAUCGUAAUGUUAUGUGGUAUAAUUUGGCCGAUCGAAGGUAUGCACGUGAUCUUACGAGUGAUCAGUUACUUCCUACCAUUGACCCUUUCCACCGAAUCAUUGCGAUCAAUUAUGGCCAGAGGAUGGUUAAUUUACAAACCAACUGUCUACAUCGGUUUCCUUUCGACUGUAACAUGGAUCGUUGUAUUUUUAGGUUUCAGCAUAUUUUUAAUCAAGUUCAAAAAGGGUUAAGCCCGCCAAACUCUAAUAUACUAUAGACUGACUAAUUUUUUUUUGUCUCCCACUUUAAAAAAAGAAAUACGUGCCUUCUCGUGUGAUAAAAAAUUUCUAGAUAAAUUUACCUACCUAUAUUAUGAUAAUGUACAUUCGAUGUAUAUAUUUAAAAAAUAAUCCUAGUCAUUUAAUAUUAUUAUUUUUAAUUUUAUCAAAAUUAUGUUUAUUAAGAUUGUAGAGUUUUCUUUUUUUUUUUUCUCCGUUAAUAAUUUAAGGUCGAGUACGCAGGCAUUCGCACGUGCUCUCUGUUGUUCUAACAAGUAUCUAUAUGUAUUACAUGUGAGUAUGUAUUAGAAGAUGACUUGCCAGAUGAUGUGAUCUCUGUAUAGAUAUCGAGUGAUGAGAGGCCAUUGGUGGAAAUUUCACAUAUUGCGCCGUCCAUAAAAAUAUUUCAUACGCGCUCGAAGAGCUUUUGAUAUUUAUGUAAGUUUGUUUUUAUCGUAUGUAGUAUUUAUAGGUCUAUACGAAUAAUAAUAUUUUCCAAGUAUUUUAUAGUAAAUAUUGAGUAGGUAUAAUUGUGAAGUUUGUUUAUCGACAUGACAAUCGAUUAAUUAUCGUUGAGAGAAUCGAUAAAAUGUAAAAUAUUGUAGUAAUGUACAAAUAUUUAAUAAAAUUAUAUAAUUCGA
Messenger RNA from Planococcus citri (citrus mealybug), 3417 nucleotides. RefSeq names its product oskyddad (gene osy). Gene Ontology annotation, cellular component: membrane. Lineage: Eukaryota; Metazoa; Arthropoda; Insecta; Hemiptera; Pseudococcidae. The coding region runs from base 401 to 2749 and encodes 782 amino acids. The record is from RefSeq and is a predicted model, not a curated record. Gene Ontology annotation, molecular function: ABC-type transporter activity; ATP hydrolysis activity; ATP binding. The transcript has 17 exons.